GUCACAGCCAGGGAGAGCGGGCGGGGGUUCAGCCCACAGCCCGGAAAAGCAGCACUGGGUGCGGAAACGAACGUCAGUGAAAGGCGGAGUGUGUGAUAAGUCUCUGACCAAUCCAGAUCCAUUAGCCAUACAUUACAAAAUGCAAGCCGGAUACCAUCGGAAGUGGUUGAUCAAUAUAUUUUAGUGACCACAGAAAACUGGGUGAGGCAGUCGACUGACUGCUGAGAGCUUGAAUCAGUCAAACACAGCGUCUUCACGAGACAAGAACAUCCUUCAGAUGGAGGCGUCAAAAGAGAGAAUGUCAGAUUUGGAGAGUGGCAUGGUGACCAUUAUCAAGGUUUUUCACAAGUACUCCGGGCACAAAUGCAAACUGAAAAAAACUGAGCUGAAGGAACUCAUCAACAAUGAGAUGAAUCACUUUAUUAUGAAAAUAUGUGAGAAUGACACUCUGGAUGAGCUCUUUGCAGACCUGGACCAGAAUGGAGACCUGGAGAUUGACUUUAAAGAGUUCAUCACGCUCAUCUCCAUGGUCACCUCAGCAUGCCACGAACUCUUCACCACAAACCAACAAAAGUGAAGAAAAGCACAAGAGAAGUCUGUUUGAUAAAGGGUCACUGAACACAUUUAAGUCACAUUAAAGAAAAUCUGAGCAAAUUCUGUAGAGGUUUAUGUGAAUGUUGUGAUCUUAAAGAUCACAGAG
Cynoglossus semilaevis (tongue sole) is the source of this 700-nucleotide messenger RNA. RefSeq names its product protein S100-B-like. Lineage: Eukaryota; Metazoa; Chordata; Actinopteri; Pleuronectiformes; Cynoglossidae. Gene Ontology annotation, biological process: positive regulation of canonical NF-kappaB signal transduction; positive regulation of cell population proliferation. Gene Ontology annotation, cellular component: cytoplasm; nucleus. The transcript has 4 exons. Gene Ontology annotation, molecular function: calcium ion binding; calcium-dependent protein binding; transition metal ion binding. Bases 278 to 577 code for a protein of 99 amino acids. The record is from RefSeq and is a predicted model, not a curated record.